This is a messenger RNA of Talaromyces proteolyticus, 1540 nucleotides long. Its product is annotated as phytase. The transcript has 3 exons. The coding region runs from base 126 to 1505 and encodes 459 amino acids. Gene Ontology annotation, molecular function: acid phosphatase activity. The record is from RefSeq and is a predicted model, not a curated record. Lineage: Eukaryota; Fungi; Ascomycota; Eurotiomycetes; Eurotiales; Trichocomaceae.
UGUCAACCAAUACUACUAACUUAGUACUGAUUUUAUUAGUUACUCCUAUAUGAUAAUCUUGGAAGCCAUUCAUAGUACCGAGAGCCAUUCACAAUAUUCAGUUUCUUGGACACUAAUCUGCACGCAUGGCCAUCGGCCCUUUUCUCUUCUCGGCCUUGGUGCUUCUGCCAGUUGUUUCCGCCCACGCAUCAUGUAACACUGUCGAUGACGGAUAUACUUGUUUCCCCCAUGUCGCCCGCAACUGGGGCCAAUAUGCGCCGUACUUUUCCCUCGCCUCUCAGUCUCAAAUCUCACCAGCUGUACCCGAAGGCUGCCAGAUCACUUUUGUACAAUCCUUAAGCCGUCAUGGAGCUCGCUAUCCCACCUCUUCCAAAAACAAGGUCUACAAAGCCCUAGUCCAGAACAUCCAAGAAAACGCCACCGCUUUUAAUGGCGAGUAUACGUUCUUAAAAAACUACACUUAUUCGUUUAGUUCUGACAACCUGACUGCCUUUGGUGAAUUGGAAAUGUAUGAUUCUGGUGUCAAGUUUUAUAAUCGCUAUGAGUCGCUUGCUAGGUUCAAUGUUCCCUUCAUUCGUUCCUCGGGCUCUGCUCGGGUUGUGGCAUCUAGCCAGCAAUUUAUUGCUGGGUUUCAAGCAACUAAGAAAAAUGAUAGACACGCAAACCAUGCCCAAGUUGGUCCUGUCAUUAACGUCAUUCUCGAAGAAACCUCUUCAUUCAACAACAGUCUCGACCCCGACACCUGCACAAGAUUUGAGAAUAGUGAAGUGGGCGACGACGCACAAGCCACAUUUGCAAACAUCUUUGUCCCUGCCAUCCUGAAACGCGUCCAGACACAUCUUCCGGGAGUGACACUUAAUAUUAACGAAGUUAUUUACCUAAUGGAUCUCUGCUCCUUCGACACCGUCGCAAAGACAACAGACGCUAGUCAAUUGUCACCGUUCUGCGAUCUUUUUAGCCAUAAGGAAUGGGUGCAAUAUAACUAUUACCAAUCCCUAGGGAAAUACUACGGCUAUGGCGGCGGAAAUCCUUUGGGACCUGCCCAAGGAAUCGGUUUCACAAACGAAUUAAUCGCUCGACUAACACGCACUCCCGUGCACGACCACACCUCCACCAAUACCACGCUCGACUCACAGCCUUCGACCUUCCCGCUCAACGCAACCUUGUACGCCGAGUUUUCACAUGACAAUGGCCUAACCCCGAUUUUCUUUGCCAUGGGCCUUUACAAUGGCACUAAGCUCUUGUCAGAGACAGAAGUUGAGUCUAUUGAGGAAACAGAUGGGUAUUCAGCUGCAUGGAGUGUGCCGUUCUCGGCGCGUGCAUAUGUUGAAAUGAUGACUUGUAGGGGUACGAAAGAACCGCUCGUCAGGGUUUUGGUUAAUGACCGAGUUGUUCCAUUGCGUGGCUGUGAUGUGGAUCAUCUUGGGCGGUGUACGAGGGAAGGGUUUGUUAGGGGGUUGGGGUUUGCAAGGGAUGGCGGAAACUGGGGCAGUUGCUUUACCUGAUUCCAAUCAGAGGCUAUUCUAAAUAAAGAAUAAAU